This is a messenger RNA of Scleropages formosus (Asian bonytongue), 2837 nucleotides long. RefSeq names its product hypoxia inducible factor 1 subunit alpha, like 2 (gene hif1al2). Bases 175 to 2310 code for a protein of 711 amino acids. Gene Ontology annotation, molecular function: RNA polymerase II transcription regulatory region sequence-specific DNA binding; DNA-binding transcription factor activity, RNA polymerase II-specific; protein dimerization activity. The record is from RefSeq and is a predicted model, not a curated record. Lineage: Eukaryota; Metazoa; Chordata; Actinopteri; Osteoglossiformes; Osteoglossidae. The transcript is spliced from 15 exons. Gene Ontology annotation, biological process: regulation of transcription by RNA polymerase II; cellular response to hypoxia.
GAAGAGCCACGUUGAGAGCCAGUGAAUAACACACACGUGUUGAUAACAUGACUGACACGCAUCGGUGAUCACCCAGCUUUCUCCUGGCUUCAUGGCUGCUUUUUUCCUCAAAUCAUCUUGACAUCUUUUUCUGAAGCAGCUCCUCACUGAGAAGUGAAAGCAACUUUAGACAGAAUGAGUGAAGCCAAAAGAAAGAGGCUGUCCUCAGAGUGGCGGCGGGCACGCUCUCGGGCGUCUGCACGCAGCAGGAGAGAGCGGGAGAGUCAGCUGUUCAGGGAGUUGGCCGGUGCCCUUCCCUCAGCGCCCGGUCCAGCUGGCCACAUGGACAAGGCCUCCCUCAUCAGGCUUACGCUCACCUACCUGCGUCUGCGAGAAAUCCUGGAUGACUUGGGCCACAUGCAGAGCAGUGCUGACGGCAAGCCACAUGCAGUCUGUCCUGGGACUCCAGGUGCAAGACCCUCACAGACAAAUCAGUGCGGAUGCAACAGUGGUACAACACCCUGUGAUGAGAAGGUCUUGGAUUCAGCUCUUGGUGGUUUCAUGCUCCUUGUGUCCCACAGCGGCCAAGUCAUUUAUGCAACAGGGGCUGUCACCGCACACACCGGCAUCAACCAGAUGGAUCUGAUAGGCCAGAGCCUGUUUCAGUUCAUGCACCCAAGUGACCUGAGAGAGAUGAGGGAGAUCCUUUCCAGCAAAACAGACCUGGAGACUCAAAAGCAACGUGACCUUUUCCUCCGGAUGAAGUGUACGUUGACAUGUCAAGGUCGAACAGUCAACCUGAAGUCAGCCUCCUGGAAGGUGCUGCACUGUACAGGGGUACGAAGACCCUCUGUAGCUCUUGGCUCUAGCUGCUUGAUCCUGCUCUGCCAGCCACUGCCCGAUCUGGUGCCCAGCGCUUGGGAUGCCUACCUGAACUGCACAGCCUUCCUGAGCAGACACACCCUUGACAUGAGGUUCUCCUACUGCCAGCCGAGGGUAUCGGAAUUCAUAGGGUACACGGAGACCGAGCUGCUGGGACAGUCUGUGUACCGAUAUUACCAUGCUCUGGACUGCGAGCACAUCCUCAAGACACAUCUCAGCUUGUUCUCCAAGGGGAAGGUGUCCACUGGAAAGUACCGGCUGCUGGUGAAGAAUGGAGGCUUUGUUUGGGUGGAGACAAACGCCACGGUGGUCUACAGCAGUCGUAGUGGGCAGCCCCAGAGCGUCAUUUGUAUCAACUAUAUCUUAAGUGAGGUGGAACAGCCAGAUGUGUUGUUCUCUCUAGAGCAGAAGGAAUAUCUGCUGAAGCCCAUUCCCUGUAGUUCCAUUACUGCUUCGAGCCUUUCGCCCCAAGGAAGUGGUUAUAGGGGGUGCAGUGAGUUUACAGCGGAGGAGUCCGUUCCCAGCCCCGUCCAUGAGACGGGAGACAGGAUGGAGACAGAGCACACUGUCCCCAUUACAGAGACCCUUCUGGAGCUAGACAGAGAGGACAUUCCCGAGGAAGCAGCACAGGAAUUCUCUGAAGAGGAUCUGGACACAUUGGCACCUUACAUUCCCAUGGAUGGAGAAGACUUCCUUCUCAGCCCCAUUUCAGAGGAGGUGGACGACAAGGCAGACAUGGGGCAGCAGGGCUGUUACUUGGACUGUUUCGUCUUGCCGUGCUUCGAUGUCCAGAGUUACGCGAAAGCCGACUCCAAUUGCAAUUCUCCAGGCCCCUGUGACUCUCUCCAUGGUCCCCUAUUCCCGAGCAUGUUCUCACAAAUAAGCUCACCCCCAACUUCUCCCGUGGCACCCAUGCCCUUGGACUCUAAAUAUUGGCAACGUGAGAAGUCGCACUACAGUAAGAGGAUCCCGGAUGGGUCUGGUCAAUGGAGAUAUGAGGACUGUUUAUGGAAGAGACAUUGGAACGUGGGACGUUUUCCACACAGCAGAGACAAACAGCAAUGUGGUUGUCCCUCCUGGACUUAUAGACAGCCUGCUGCAUCCCAGUGGAGGAAAAUCAAACCCGACCCUAUCAGCUACACUCAGGUCAAAGAAACAGUCCCCGGCUGGUGGAGUUCUGGUGAGCCCACGAACGGUUACGAGAGACCACUCGGCUUUGUGCCUUGGGCCCCCCAGUACAGCGAUCCCCCCAGCAGCCCACCAGACCGCUCUUCAAUCUACUCUGGCCUCAGCUGCCCUCUCAAAGCAGAGUGGACGGGGUCGGUCCUGCCUGUACUGAGCCCCCUGGAGUGUGAAGUUAACGCCCCUGUCGACCCGGCCUCCUGUCUGCUUCGUGGUCCAGAAAUCAUCUCUGUCCUGGACCAGGCGACCUAUAGGUUCUGCCCCUAAAGAGGCUGCUGCUGCGCCGGUACACCGCAGCGUCCAGCCCCACCGACACAAACAAAGGCUGCGAAGGUGCCGGCAGACUGCAAACACUGGGCUACUUCACCUCUCAAACACUAUGAGAUUCACCUUCAAAACUAUCUCUGUUUACAGUUUUCCCAGACAUGAAAAAGAAAGCAUGCAUAUUAUUUAUUAUGCUAUUUUUAAUAUUUAGUUCCAAUAUACUAUGUUAUUAAUAUUCACUGUCUGCUACGUCCAUGACAUGAAACGGAAACUUUACCCAGCUAUGCCAGUACUGCAGUAAGUACUAGAAAAUAUUGAAUUUGACUGUAGCAGACAAUAGAAAAGAAUAAAAAUCCUGAAUUGAACUCUGACACGUCCUACCUGUAACCACGUCAGUUAUAACACUGAACCUGGACCAGUUUGCAGCUCAUUUGAGGGACAACAGAACGGAAAGUAUAUUACGCUGGAGUGUAAAAGCAGCUGAUAAAUCCCUCUAAAUUAAACUAUGUUAGCGUUUUUAUCUUGAAAUA